Messenger RNA from Sclerotinia sclerotiorum 1980 UF-70, 522 nucleotides. RefSeq lists its product as hypothetical. The transcript has 4 exons. Lineage: Eukaryota; Fungi; Ascomycota; Leotiomycetes; Helotiales; Sclerotiniaceae. The coding region runs from base 1 to 522 and encodes 173 amino acids. The record is from RefSeq and is a predicted model, not a curated record. Gene Ontology annotation, biological process: NADH dehydrogenase complex assembly.
AUGGAUCUUUUUGGCGGGUCAAAGCCUUGGUCGGCUCUCGAUUGGACCUCAAGUGAUGAUAGAGUUAGGGGUGGAGCUUCCCAAUCAUACCUCGAAUGCUCAACUUCGUCUGUAGCUACAUUCAGUGGUACCCUCGAUAUUAAGACUCUCGGAGGUGCAGGUUUCGCAUCCCAAAGAACCACUGCAGACCAUACUUGGGACCUUACGGCCUUUGAUGGAAUUUUACUCGAUCUCGGAAAGAGUGAUCAAAAACAAUACACCUUCAUCAUCAAAGAUGAAUUGCUUCCCAAAAGUCCUAAUGGUAGAGAACAAAGUACUAUUAGCUGGGACCAAGAGGGGGAUUUUUCCCUGGCCAUCAUGUCAAUAUCCGCCACAAAAGACAAAGAGAAUAUCAAUACGCCAUAUCGAGAUGAUCCAAACGAAAAAGGUCACACGAAUCUAAGUUCGGGAAUAGAUGAAGCAAUCCGUACAAAGCGACAGAGCUGGCUGGGCUGGUUCUUUGGGUCAUGCAAUGUAUCAUAG